Pyricularia pennisetigena is the source of this 777-nucleotide messenger RNA. RefSeq lists its product as uncharacterized. Lineage: Eukaryota; Fungi; Ascomycota; Sordariomycetes; Magnaporthales; Pyriculariaceae. The transcript is spliced from 2 exons. Gene Ontology annotation, biological process: purine nucleotide metabolic process. Gene Ontology annotation, molecular function: GMP kinase activity. Gene Ontology annotation, cellular component: cytosol. The record is from RefSeq and is a predicted model, not a curated record. The annotation marks the transcript as partial.
GGCGGGCACCGGUCCCUGCCUCAGAGAUCCCGCGCGCGGGGCAUGUCGAAACUGGGAUUGCCGGGCUUGUUCCGCCCCGCGUCGUCGCUCCUUCGCAACGGCUGUAACACCACGCCCUUUCGCAACCUGCCUAGACACAUAACCCGUCCCGCGUCUUCGUCGUCGCCGCCGAGUUUUACAACCGCGAGAAUGUCCUCAACGCAACCAACCGACCGCCGUCCCCUGGUCAUCUGCGGCCCCAGCGGCGUCGGCAAGGGCACCCUGAUCCAGAUGCUCUUCCAGCGUCACCCGGAUACCUUCACCCUUUCCGUGUCGCACACAACGCGCGCGCCGCGUCCGGGCGAGCAGGACGGUGUGCAUUACCACUUCGUUACCAAGGAGCAAUUCCAGGCCCUGAUUGCCGAGGACAAGUUUGUCGAGCACGCCCAGUUUGGCAGCAACAACUACGGUACCAGCAAGGCCACCAUCGAGGAACAGACUGCCAAGGGCAAGGUCGUGGUGCUCGACAUUGAGAUGGAGGGUGUCAAGCAGGUCAAGAAGUCUAGCAUAUCAGCCCGCUACGUCUUCAUUGCCCCGCCGUCGGAGGAGGAGCUCGAGAAGCGCCUGCGGGGUCGCGGAACCGAGAGCGAGGACAGCGUCAACCAGCGCCUGAGCCGCGCCAAGGAGGAGCUCGCCUGGUCCAAGACGGAGAAGUUUGACAAGGUCCUUGUCAACGAUGACCUGGAGAAGACUUUCAAGGAGCUCGACGAGUUUGUCUACCAAUCGCCAGCACAGUAG